Molecule: messenger RNA, 309 nt
Organism: Ostertagia ostertagi
Lineage: Eukaryota; Metazoa; Nematoda; Chromadorea; Rhabditida; Trichostrongylidae
Source: the annotation of a GenBank genome assembly
AUGAUUAUUGAGCGACCAGUUGAACCAGAUGCAGUCACAGCGAUGGAGAACGCUCUCAACGCGUCUAAGUUGCAAGAGCCGUCAGUGGCAAUGGCACCCGAUGUGAAGGAUAUUCUUCGCCGAUACACUGAGAAACUGCAACAAGGGCAUGGACAAAUGCCUGCUCGAAGAGCCUUAUCCGACCCCAACAAACCAGCAGAAGUCAGACAAGACGCUCAGCGCGUGAAUAUUGACGCUGGCGGCGGCAGGUCACAUAUCUCCUUGAUUAUCGGGAGUGAUACGAGUCAAGAGCAAGCAUUACAAGUAAGU